UUGCUAGUUUUGGUUUUAUGUCUUUUUCUUAAUUUGUCUUAUUUGUUUUUGUUAUAAAGUUGUUAACAGAAUUCUGUUAUGGUGGAGCUAGCUUUUUGCUUAAGCCAAACCAUUUUAAAUGCGGUGUAAGUGGUAAUUUGAGGAUAAUGAAUUAAAUCACAAUCUUCUUCUCCCCUUUCUCAUUUCUCUGUUCUAUUUGUUCCAGUUCUGCAAUUUCAGUGUUAUCUCCCUGAUAAUAUUACAAUUUUGGUUCCACCCUUAUUAUUGGUAUCAGAGCUGGCACCUCUUAUUACCAGACAAGCAUCAAGAAUGGAAGCACAAUUAGAGCCCUGGAAAAGCAAGUUAAUGAACAAAACUCAGCCACCAACCAGAAGUUUGAUGAGCUUCUGAAAAUGAUGCAAACCCUUAAGGAAAACAUGUCGAUUGCUUCGUAAGUCAGAUCACCCAGAUUUGAUGAGCGAUCAAAUCAGCCUAGACUAGGGUAUAUUCCUAAGCUGGAAUUUCCUAAAUUUGAUGGCAACAACCCUAGACAAUGGAUCAAAUAAUGCUGGCUGUGACAUCUUGCUUAAAGGAAUUCCAUCUAAGAAGAUUAAGGUGUUGGAAAAAAUGCCUUCACUGAAACUAAUGAGCACUGCAGCUCAGAUUUGCUUGUUACAUGUAGUGGAAAAGAAUGAAGUUGAAGUACCUUCCUAUUUGGUGCAAGUCUCAGAAGAAGUUAGGGAGCAUGAAGAGCUGAAAUUUUUAAAAAUAAAAUUUGCAGCAGUGUUUGAGGAACCAACAGAGUUACCUCCUAGUAGGGGAGUACUUGAUCAUAGGAUUAAUCUGGAACCAGGGAGUGGGCUGUCAAUAUCAGACCGUACAGAUAUCCUUUGAAGCAAAAAGAUAUUAUUGAGCAAUUAGUCCAUGCAAUGCUUGAGAGGGGCAUCAUAAACAAUAGCUAAAGUCCCUU
Molecule: messenger RNA, 949 nt
Organism: Ricinus communis (castor bean)
Lineage: Eukaryota; Viridiplantae; Streptophyta; Magnoliopsida; Malpighiales; Euphorbiaceae
Exons: 2
Coding region: 514-873 (119 amino acids)
Source: RefSeq, a predicted model, not a curated record